GUGACGGUGUAGUAGUUCCGGGAAAAUGGCGGCCCGCUGAGAGAGGGCAACGUUUGGUGUUUGUAGGAGAAACCACGAGCCGUAGCUUUGCGUGAAAUGUUCGUGGCUGUGUUGUGGAGGCGGCGCGUCUGUCAGGCGUUGGUCCGCGGCAGCAGAAGCUACGGGAAGCUGCAUCCGUCUGCCUGUCAGACCCAGCGCUUGCGGAUCUUACAGUCUCUCUGUGAUCGGCUUGCGACUGAAGCUGCUGAGGAGCACAAGGCAUCGAGAGCGGAUCUGACCAUCCGAUUGGCUGACGGCCGGACGGUCAAAGGGUCAGCUGGUGUGACCUCGCCGUUACAGAUCGCCAAGAGUGAACGUGUUAAAGGUGCAGUGGCGAGCAGAGUGAAUGGAGCUCUGUGGGACCUAAGUCGCCCUCUUGUGGAGGACUGUGAACUGCAGCUGCUGGGUUUUGACUCGCUGGAGGGGAGACAGGUGGUGUGGCGCACCGGAGCGUGUGUGUUAGCGAGUGUGAUGGAGAAUCUCUUCAGCGCUCGCGUGUGUCGAGAGGGAGUCUCUGACACGGGCCUGUACUGUGAUUACCAGCUCCAAAACAACGCUCUCUCUCUGUUGGACGUGGAGCAGAGGUGUAAGCAGAUGGCAGCUGGGAAGAUUCCCGUCAUCAAGCUCGAGGCCACGGUACAGGACCUGAAAGAGAUCUUCCAGGAUGAUGCUGUCAGGCUGCGGCUGGCUGAAGAGCAGAUGAUGGGAGACACGCUCAGUGUCUACAGGUGUGGAGACAGUGUGGGUGUGUGUUCAGGUGUUCUUCUGCCGCACACGGGCUUCCUCAAGGCCUUUAAGAUGCUCCAGGUGUCUCCUGUAACUCUGUCCGGUUCAACAGAGCCGUCCGGUAUCCUCAGGAUGAUCGGCGUUGCGUUUCCAGGAGAGAGCGAGCGAGAGGAAUGGGAGAAAGAACAGGAGGAGGCCAGAACGAGAGACCACCGGAGAAUCGGGAAGGCGCAGGAGCUCUUCUUCUUUCAUGAUGUCAGUCCUGGCAGCUGUUUCUUCAUGCCUAAAGGAGCUCAUAUAUACAACACGCUCACUGACUUUAUAAAGAGUGAGUACAGGAGGCGGGGCUUCAGCGAGGUCGUGACCCCGACGCUGUACAGCACGUCUCUGUGGGAGCGAUCGGGUCACUGGGAGCACUACAGUGAGAACAUGUUCACGGUGACCUGUGAGCCACACACCUUCGCUCUCAAACCCAUGAACUGUCCCGCGCACUGUCUGAUGUUCGAGCAGCGGGUGCGAUCCUGGCGAGAGCUACCCAUCCGCUGGGCAGAUUUUGGCGCGCUGCACCGUAACGAACACUCGGGAGCUCUGGGGGGUUUAACCAGAGUCCGGCGCUUCUGCCAGGACGACGCGCACAUCUUCUGCACACCUGAACAGCUGGAGGAGGAGAUCACGGCGUGUUUGGACUUCGUGAGGGGCGUGUAUCGUGUCUUCGGUUUCUCCUUCCACUGUCUGCUCUCCACGCGGCCCGUGCCCUGUCUGGGAGAGCCGGCCCUCUGGGACGCUGCAGAGCAGCAGUUGGAGAGCAGUCUCAAGCGGUUUGAGGAGCACUGGGAGCUGAAUCCCGGAGACGGGGCGUUUUAUGGACCAAAGAUCGACAUCCAGAUCCGAGACGCUCUCGGCCGACAGCACCAGUGUGCCACGAUCCAGCUGGACUUCCAGCUGCCCAUCAGAUUCAGCCUGCAGUAUACUGGGGCUGAUGGACAGAUGUACAGGCCGAUCAUGAUCCACCGGGCCGUGCUGGGGUCCCUGGAGAGGAUGAUCGCUAUCCUGGCCGAAAACUUCAGAGGGAAAUGGCCUUUCUGGUUGUCGCCAGCGCAGGUGAUGGUCGUGCCUGUAGGGGGCGGCAGUGAGACUUACGGACAAGAGGUGGUCUGCAGACUGAGGGAAGCUGGAUUCAUGGCUGAUAUUGAUGAUGAUCGUGGAAGCACCUUAAAUAAGAAAAUCCGCUCGGCGCAGCUCGCACAGUACAAUUAUAUAUUCGUGGUGGGAGAGAAGGAGUGUGCGAGCGGGACUGUGAGCGUGCGGACGAGAGCAGGGAAGCAGCUCGGCCAGAAAUCACUGCAGGAAGUGAUGUGCUCCCUGACUGAACUCAGACAGACACGCAGCAAUCAGGAGGAGCUUUAAACGCUCGCGUGAGGAAGAGAUACGACUCUGAACACACUGACACACACCACGGCAGAACCAGAGCCCUGCUCAGACUUCAUAAGUGCUGUUAUCAGCUUCAUCAGAUCCCUGUUGAGUUCUACAGAAACACAAACACAUCCAUUAAUGCUGCCGCUGCAUUAAU
This is a messenger RNA of Sinocyclocheilus grahami, 2335 nucleotides long. RefSeq names its product threonyl-tRNA synthetase 2, mitochondrial (gene tars2). Gene Ontology annotation, cellular component: mitochondrion; cytoplasm. Gene Ontology annotation, biological process: threonyl-tRNA aminoacylation. Gene Ontology annotation, molecular function: threonine-tRNA ligase activity; ATP binding. NCBI's taxonomy places the organism in Eukaryota, Metazoa, Chordata, Actinopteri, Cypriniformes, Cyprinidae. The record is from RefSeq and is a predicted model, not a curated record. Bases 97 to 2172 code for a protein of 691 amino acids. The transcript has 18 exons.